Messenger RNA from Cercocebus atys (sooty mangabey), 5188 nucleotides. RefSeq names its product ral guanine nucleotide dissociation stimulator-like 2 (gene RGL2). Gene Ontology annotation, molecular function: guanyl-nucleotide exchange factor activity. Gene Ontology annotation, cellular component: plasma membrane. Gene Ontology annotation, biological process: positive regulation of GTPase activity; Ras protein signal transduction. The record is from RefSeq and is a predicted model, not a curated record. NCBI's taxonomy places the organism in Eukaryota, Metazoa, Chordata, Mammalia, Primates, Cercopithecidae. The coding region runs from base 2278 to 4728 and encodes 816 amino acids. The transcript has 17 exons.
UUUAGUAGAGACGGGGUUUCACCAUUGGCCAGGCUGGUCUUGAAUUCCUGACCUCAGGUGAUCCGCCCUCCUUGGCCUCCCAAAGUGCUGGGAUUACAGGCGUGAGCCACUGCACCAGGCCCAAGAAAUGCUUUUUUAAAAAACACACAUCUUAUGGCAUUCACCUUCUUGAAGCUCUAGGACAGUGGUUCUCAAAAUUUUUUCUCUCAGGACCUCUUAAAAAUCAUCAAGGACUCCAAAAAGCUUUUGGGUAUGUGGGUUACAGCUAUCAAUAUUUUUGGUACUAGAACUUAAAACAGAAAAAUUUAAAACACGAGAAUACAUAGGCACACAUUCCAUUCAUUGUGGGAACCAUGGUGUCAAUACAUAUCAUGUAGUUUCUGAAAAACUCCACUGUACACUCUUAUAGAAUGAAGAAGGCAAAAAACUUUUUUUGUUUUGUUUUUUGAGACAGAGUCUCUCUCUGUCGCCCAGGCUGAAGUGCAGUGGCGAGAUCUCGGCUCACUGCAAGCUCCGCCUCCCGGGUUCACACCAUUCUGGUGCCUCAGCCUCCCGAGUAUCUGGGACUACAGGCGCCCUCCACCAUGCCUGGCUAAAAUUUUGUAUUUUUUAGUAGGGACAGGGUUUCACCGUGUUAGCCAGGAUGGUCUCGAUCUCCUGACCUCGUGAUCCGCCCGCCUCGGCCUCCCUGUGUUGGGAUUAGCGGCGUUUGCCACCGCGCUCGGUUGCAAAUAACAUCUUAAUUUUGUUAUAAAAAAUAGUCAUUCUCACCUACCCCCUGACAUAGUCUCAGCGACCUGUAGGGCCGAGGUUACACUUGGAGAACCCGUGCUCUAGGGCCAAACCCAUUCUUCUUGCCCUGGCCCACGUGUUCCCCCCACCGCCCCACACUGGAGCCACUGCCUAAUUCUCCAGCCCAAGAUGGUGCUCGCUAGCCCUCCUCUCAAUGCUCAUCACACACAGGGCUAUUCCUUUCCUCCAAUGAACCAACCGCCUGCCGCCCACCUCCAGUUCCCAGCCCUCUGUUCCCUUUGCCUGGUCCACCCUCGGCCUCCCUGGGUCGCAGACGAGGUCGGCCUCGUCAUUCCCCGCAGACCGCCGCGCGUGCCUCUUGUGCGGUUCACCACAGUUGUAUUUUAAGUGAUCAUGUGAGUCGUCGUUAAAUGCCUGUCUCCCCGCGGAUCAUGGGCUCCUCGAGGACAGGGACCGGCCUGUCUGUCCACUGCUGUAACCCCGCGCCGGCAUAGGGACGUAAGGCCCCACUGGAGGGCGCUCAUCAAAGAACUGCUGGAUAUUGACGAAGGAAGCGGCGACGCAGCUCAGGGAUCUCCGAGUCAGGACUGUCGGCCAGACCGACGGGGUAACACGUCUAAUGGUGUGGGAAUAAAGUUGUAUUCCAGUGCUUCCAAACGGGCCUCUCAUUCCAACCCCCUUCCAAGCAAAAUGAAUAUUCCAAUCACCUCUGGUCCCUUCCAGUGACCUUGAACCCCUCAGAGUACGCCCCGUCGACACCGUUCGGGGUCGGGCGCCACUACUGGCGCAUAAGAUGCGCUCAAGCGGAGGGUACUCCAACCGCAAAGAGACGCCGAGCCAACAGGGAUCCCUGCCUCGGCGCCGGAAGCCCCAAAGAGCCGAAUCUGGAACCGGAUGUGGCUGCUUCCUGCCCCGCCCCCUGCCGAGGGGGCGGGAACCGAGGGCCCUUCGGAAAACGCGGCCGGGAUUUCGGUCAGCGGAGUUCGUGGGUUGUGGUGGGGAGCGUAAUCCCGUGGGGAUGGAGUGACCCGCUCUCUCUCCUCCUGAAACGCUUCCCGCGGGAGUUUUAGCCGUGUUAUUGUUGGGGAAGGGAAUGUCAGAUUCUGCUCCUGCCUUCCCCCAGGGGCUGGAGACUGGAAUCUUUAUUCCAGUUCAGUGCGGAGCGACGUGGUCUCCAGAAUCCCCGAGUGUAGAGGCGGAGGACAGUGGAGCUGGGGACUCGGGCGCCUGGGUCCUGGUCCCUGAGCGUCCGGCGCUCCCCUAGUCCGCGGCCCUGGCUCCUGUCCUCACUUCCUUCCCCUUUUGGCUCCUGCUCUCGGAGCGGGCGGACGCGGGGGGGAGCGGAAAGGGCGGAAGGGCCCGGGAGCCUAGCGGGAGGGGUUCAAGGGGGUACGGAAAAGCCGGGGAGGGGACUUGGUCCGGGGCCGGAGACCGACGGCAACAGCGGCCCAGGACCCACGCUGCCCCCACCCCUCCCGAGCAGGCGCCCCCAUGGCCCGACCCCGCUGAUUCCUUCACUCGGCCAUGCUCCCGCGGCCCCUGCGGCUGCUUUUGGACACGAGCCCCCCAGGGGGAGUCGUACUGAGCAGCUUCCGAAGCCGGGACCCCGAUGAGGGUGGGGGCCCAGGUGGCCUGGUCGUGGGCGGGGGGCAGGAGGAAGAGGAGGAGGAAGAAGAAGAGGCCCCUGUGUCCGUCUGGGAUGAGGAGGAGGAUGGUGCCGUGUUUACCGUCACAAGCCGCCAAUAUCGACCUCUUGAUCCCUUGGUCCCUAUGCCUCCCCCGCGUUCCUCCCGACGGCUCCGAGCUGGCACUCUGGAGGCCCUGGUCAGACACCUACUGGAUACCCGGACAUCAGGGACUGAUGGGACUUUCAUGUCAGCCUUCCUGGCCACCCACCGGGCCUUCACCUCGACGCCUGCCUUGCUAGGACUUAUGGCUGACAGGCUGGAAGCCCUUGAAUCUCAUCCUACCGGUGAACUAGAGAGGACAACAGAGGUAGCCAUCUCUGUGCUGUCAACCUGGCUGGCCUCUCACCCUGAGGAUUUUGGCUCUGAGGCCAAGGGUCAGCUUGACCGGCUUGAGAGCUUCUUACUUCAGACAGGGUAUGCAGCAGGGAAGGGUGUUGGGGGGGGCAGCGCUGACCUCAUCCGCAACCUCCGGUCCCGGGUGGACCCUCAGGCCCCCGACCUUCCUAAGCCCCUGGCCCUCCCCGGCGAUCCCCCUGCUGACCCCACGGAUGUCCUGGUGUUCCUCGCUGACCACUUGGCCGAACAGCUGACCCUGCUAGAUGCGGAGCUAUUUCUCAAUUUGAUCCCCUCUCAGUGCCUGGGAGGCCUGUGGGGUCACAGAGACCGGCCAGGACAUUCUCACCUCUGCCCAUCUGUCCGAGCUACUGUCACACAGUUCAACAAGGUGGCAGGGGCAGUGGUUAGUUCUGUCCUGGGGGCUACCUCCACCGGAGAGGGACCUGGGGAGGUGACCAUACGGCCACUCCGUCCCCCCCAGAGGGCCCGCCUCCUGGAGAAGUGGAUCCGCGUGGCGGAGGAGUGCCGGCUGCUCCGAAACUUCUCUUCAGUUUAUGCUGUGGUGUCAGCCCUGCAGUCCAGCCCCAUCCACAGGCUUCGGGCAGCCUGGGGGGAAGCAACCAGGGACAGCCUCAGAGUCUUUUCUAGCCUCUGCCAGAUUUUCUCCGAGGAGGAUAAUUAUUCCCAGAGUCGGGAGCUGCUCGUGCAGGAGGUAAAGUUGCAGUCUCCUUUGGAGCCACACUCCAAGAAGGCUCCGAGGUCUGGCUCCCGGGGUGGGGGUAUAGUCCCAUACCUUGGCACCUUCCUGAAGGACCUUGUGAUGCUGGAUGCAGCCUCCAAGGAUGAGUUGGAGAAUGGAUACAUCAAUUUUGACAAGCGGAGGAAGGUGAGUGGAGUGCCUGGGCUGGAUGCUGGACUUCUCAAUCCAUGUUCCCGGAAGGGGAGGGGGGAAAGUCAGGUGUCCCUGAGUUUUGGCUCCUGCAGUUUGAGGGCUCCUUCCCAGGAGUUUGCAGUCCUUUCUGAGUUGCGACGGCUCCAGAAUGAAUGUCGUGGCUAUAACCUCCAACCUGACCAUGAUAUCCAGAGGUGGCUACAGGGGCUCCGGCCACUGACAGAGGCUCAGAGCCAUCGUGUAUCCUGUGAGGUGGAGCCACCUGGUUCCAGUGACCCUCCUGCCCCACGGGUGCUUCGGCCAACAUUGGUCAUCUCGCAGUGGACAGAGGUUCUGGGCUCUGUUGGGGUCCCUACCCCGCUUGUGUCCUGCGAGCGGCCCAGUAUGGCGGGAGAUGAGGUGCCUACAACUCCUGCUCCUCUGCUGACUCGGCUGGCCCAGCACAUGAAGUGGCCAUCUGUCUCGUCACUAGACUCUGCCCUGGAAAGCAGUCCAUCCCUGCACAGUCCAGCUGACCCCAGCCAUCUCUCCCCACCAGCCUCCUCCCCUAGGCCUUCUCGAGGUCACCGCCGCUCAGCCUCCUGUGGCUCCCCGCUGAGUGGGGGUGCAGAAGGGGCCUCCGGGGGGACUGGAUAUGGGGGAGGGGGAUCUGGGCCAGGGGCCUCUGAUUGCCGAAUCAUCCGAGUCCAGAUGGAGCUGGGGGAAGAUGGCAGUGUCUAUAAGAGCAUUUUGGUGACAAGCCAGGACAAGGCUCCAAGUGUCAUCAGUCGUGUCCUUAAGAAAAACAAUCGUGACUCUGCAGUGGUUUCAGAGUAUGAGCUGGUACAGCUGCUGCCAGGGGAGCGAGAGCUGACUAUCCCAGCCUCGGCUAACGUAUUCUACGCCAUGGAUGGAGCUUCACACGAUUUCCUCCUGCGGCAGCGGCGAAGGUCCUCUGCUGCUACACCUGGCGUCACCAGUGGCCCGUCUGCCUCAGGAACUCCUCCGAGUGAGGGAGGAGGGGGCUCCUUUCCCAGGAUCAAGGCCACAGGGAGGAAGAUUGCACGGGCACUGUUCUGAGGAGGAAGCCCCGUUGGCUUACAGAAGUCAUGGUGUUCAUACCAGAUGUGGGUAGCCAUCCUGAAUGGUGGCAGUUAUAUCACAUUGACACAGAAAUUCAGAAAGGUAGCCAGCCAUCCUGGGGCAGUGAAGUACCACUGGUUUACCAGACAGCUGAGAAAUCCAGCCCUGUGGGAACUGGUGUCUUAUAACCAAGUUGGAUACCUGUGUGCAGCUUCCCACCUGUGUGUGCUUCCUACCUGUGCAGCACACAGGUAGUGCUGGAAAAAACGCAUCAGUUUCUGAUUCUUGGCCAUAUCCUAAUAUGCAAAGGGCUAAGCAAAGGCCUCAAGGCUCUGAGCCCCAGGGCAGAGGGAAAUGGCAAAAAAUAGGUCCUCGCAGGAGUUCUUCUUCCCACUCUGGGGGUUUCUAUCACUGUGACAACACUAAGAUAAUAAACCAAAACACUACCUGAAUUCUA